Messenger RNA from Anneissia japonica, 5088 nucleotides. RefSeq names its product regulator of G-protein signaling 17-like. The coding region runs from base 766 to 1470 and encodes 234 amino acids. The record is from RefSeq and is a predicted model, not a curated record. The transcript has 7 exons. Lineage: Eukaryota; Metazoa; Echinodermata; Crinoidea; Comatulida; Comatulidae.
CUGUAGAAAUGGUGUGUCCUCACUCAUCACUGGAGAUUGGUCUACUUGGCGUGGGUAUGCCAAACUCAUCUUCACACUGGCUGUUUAUUAUUAAGCGCUGCGGAGGCGAGUAGAGGUGAUGUUAUCAUGACCGUAGUGAAAAAGCAUGCUAUGCUAGUCAUAAUUAGCAGCCAGCCUUGGACUGGCUUCACUAGCAUAUUGUAUUGAUGUGGUUGCCUGGGCGAUAUAUUGUGAGGUACCAGUGCUUCAGAGCGCUUGCGACGUGUGAUUACAUUAUCAUAAUUACCAUAGUCAAGCUGUGUUGCUGAUCGCGUCUUCUCCUCCCGCUCAUAGUGCUCGUAUUGCCGUACAGUAGAAUUUUAAUAAGCAUUUGUCGUCGUGUCAACAGCCUACCGCCAUCUUAACCCGCUUUGCUUAUUUUGCGCUGUAAUUUCCUACUAAAAUGCACUGGCUGUGCUGAGUAUUGCUUGACGACUUGACCCAUGCAGCGACCCGCUUGGGAAGCGACGACAACGACCUUUCCGAGGUGUUAGACUGACCAAUCAGAACACGGCCUAGAAUACACGCUUAUUCCACAAACCAGGAAACAAUUUAACUGUUCCCUGCACAAACAGACUUACGUCGUGCUGUCGAUCUUACAAACUCUCGUACGUUCAUCAUUAGAACAAUAUCCAGGUACAGGGCGAUUGUCUUUUAAGAAAGGCCAAGAAUUAAGAAGAGACUUGGACCAUUCGUCGGACCAAGGAGCGAUACGCGGCAUUGUCAAUGAGGACGGAAGACGAGGAACAGAGGGGGCCUGAUGCGGCUGUUGUAAGCCUUGAGACAAAUGAAGAGGACGAGGAGAAUUCGCCUACAGCUUGUUGCUUUUGCUGGUGUUGGUGCUGCUCCUGUAGAUGGUACGUAGUCCACGGUCGCUCAUGCUGUCGACUGAAUAGCAGUUGCAAAGCAGAUAACUUGACAUCGACUGGAGUUUCACUACAGAAAUGUGAAGUCGGUGCCGAGAGUAUGACAAUAGGUCCAAGCGACAAUUCCGGAAUAUCGGCCCUUAUGCAGAAUGCUCCAACAGAAGAAGAGUUACGUUCAUGGAGUCGCAACUUUGAUACGAUGAUGAGAAGUAGCAAGGGAUUACAGGCGUUUCGUGGAUUUCUGUGUUCAGAAUACAGUGAAGAGAAUUUGAUGUUUUGGUUAGCAUGUGAAGAGCUUCAUACAAUAUCUGAGGCCGUGAAGGUAGAAGAACGAGCGCGCCUCAUGUAUGAGGAUUAUAUUUCAAUAUUAUCACCUAAAGAGGUAAGUUUGGAUUCAAGAGUCCGUGAAAUCGUGAAUCGUAACAUGGUGGACCCGACUGUGUACACUUUUGACGAGGCACAGCAACAAAUAUAUACCCUUAUGCAAAGAGACUCUUUCCCUAGGUUUAUAAAUUCGAAACUCUUCAAGACAUUGUUGCUGAAAUCUCAAGAAGCCAGCAGCUAGAUGAAGUUACAUAUAUUCUUAGAAAACUAGCAGACUUGUAAUAGUUGGAUAAACUCGCCAAGCGGGAGCUGUCACUGAUACAAGAGAUGGGGUUCGACACGUGUUGCAGGAUAUUGACCAACGCAGAAACAGUUGUGUGAUUUUUGACACACUGCCUGUGGACACAGGGCCGCAUUUGUUCCUUAAAAAGGAAGGUAAAACAUUAAUUGUUAGAGUACAUUAUAGACCAACCUGCAUAGACUUUGAUAACAGGAGAUAUACUAUGGAUAGAUUUAUCUACAGGCUGUGUCUAUUAAUACCUUUCGUAAAUUUUAUUAACGAAAGUGCUUAUCGAUAUGUUUUCAAAACGUAACGAAUAAUACUCAGAUAAAGACGGCAUUGUUUUUUUUAGAGCAGAUUGGUAUUAAAAUACGACGUAUGUUUCAUUUAUUUGUGACAGCGCGUAUGAAUAAUCAAAUUUUUUAGUAAUAUUCAGGACACAAUCUUUUCACUUGUUUAUCUGAUAUUAUUUUGGUAUAACAUUUAUCGAUAUUACCAUGUUGUAAUAUACAUUGAAUAGAGAACCGACAGGCCAUUCUUAUAAUAUUUUUGACGAUUUUUUUCUAGAUGAUUUUCUUGCUUUGAAUUUCAAAAACUAUAAUAUCCCAUUCUAUUUUCACUUUUAAUUACUUUCUGAAAAUGUAUAAGUUGUUUUGAUAUCAACGUGAACUGAAAAAAGAAUACAAAUUAUGAAUGCUUCCAGCUAAGGAUUUCUGCUCGCUUGUGAUGUUCAUUUAUUAUUUUGCACAUGAUGUAUAGACAACCUUCUUACCACAUAACUAGGCCCUAUUAAGGAUGUAUAGGUUUAUAUAGCGGUCAUUUUUAGGUGUGCAAUCAUGGUAAGGUUAGUUGUAUCGAAGUAUAGAAUAUGCAGUUACCAGUAGACCUUAAUGAUAGAGGUUUAGGUAAUUUGUUUAUUUCUCCAAUUAAUUUUAAUCUUCAUAACAGUUUCGUUUGGGUACUGAUAGCCUAAUUUGAUUUCAUAUUAUUCAUUGUAAGAUCCACGAUUGCCAACUGUCCUAUAUAUAAUUACACAACGGUGCUUCGUACUGGUGCUUUACUAAAUAUUUGUUUAUAUCCAUAUAUCCUGGAUACUAUAAGAACUUUCUCACCUCUUGUUAUAUUAUAGACGUUUUAUUGACUUCGCUCGGAAAUUCAAUCGAAAAUUUUAAAGAUGAACAUUAAAUAAAAUUGUAAUAUUGUAAAUAGGUCUAGAAGGAAUCGGACAUAUUUGAAGUUUUUUUUUUCAGAACUACAAGUUGAUCACUUUUUAUGUUAACAUUAUACUACUAGCUUGUGCUGCAGAUGCAAAUUGAGCGUAUUGAUUUGCCUUUACGCAAGAAAUCAACAUCGACCACACUAUGAAAAAAAACCAAAAAAAAACAUUGGUAUGGAACGUGUAUUUGUACGCAUUGUACGCACAAUGGGCAGCUCUCGUGCAAAAGAACAUGUGGUCCAAAAUAACUACAAUUCUGUGUCAAUUGUUGGUUAUUGCAGUAUAUCUUAAAAACCCCUUUCUCACUGAACCUGGUCAGAAUUGAUCGUUCCAAACACAUAUCUGUCUUUGCUGGCACCUUGGUUCCUUGAGUUAUGAUUCUGUUAAUUAGUUACAUAAAAUAGCGCUAGUGCGUACCAUUUUAUGAGUGCCAAACACCGAUUGCACCUCAAAUAAUUAUUGCUGAUGAAUCUUAUAACGUCGAUUUAAACAACUUCAUUUCUUGUUACAAUUUUAGUGUCAGUAUCGACUGUUGGGGAAAUGCAUUUGGGAGAACGCUUUGCCUGUAAGCUAACUGUUAUGUGGACGCAGGGUGUAUCAGCUCAACAUUACGGCAUAAUGGAGUUUAACGCCCAGUGUCUGACAUUUUUGUAAUUGUAAAUUAUACAAUAAUCGACCGAUUUAUUCAUCUCCAGUAGCGUCUCACAUAUUUUGACUUAAACAAUAACAAAUAGAAAAUAUUACCAACAGAAUGGUUUCGAGCAGAGAUGGUUAAUUGGUUGAAAAAUGUAUUGAAGUUAGCAGGAAAUUCGUUUUAUUAAACAUUAUUUUCAUUAAAUUUGAUUUUAUGAGAAUACUGUAAACUUACUGUAAGUUAUUUAUUUACAAACUACGGGUUUGACAGGUAAGACGUUUCAGAAUGAUUGGAAUUUGUAUGACAAGUUUGCCUAAGCCUCGUUCAAUUAAUACCUAGGCAUAUAUACCAUGGACGAUUGCUCAUUAUGUACAUUUCUCAUUGUAGGAAGUACAUUAUACAGUUUCUUUUCCCUUUUCAAUUAAUUUUUAUUCCAGUAGGUCAAAUUAGGAUAAAUUAUAUUUAGGGCCUACCAGUGACUUUAAAUAACUUAUUACAGUAUAGGUGUUAUGAUGGCAGAAAUAAUUUUCGUUCGAUCGUUGGUUAAAUUCUUACCUGAAUCACUUGCGAAUUAUUAUAAGUAUUUAGGGAGGUAUUAAGAACUCGGAAUUGUGAUAGUUUGGGUGUAAAAAGCAGCAUCUCAGAUAACUCGCGUUCAGAUGGACUGUACAUUACAUCAAACUUAAUGUAUUUUGCAACACCAUGAUACUGUGUCUACAGUGAACACCGCCACCGACUAAUUUCAAUGUAGGCCCCUAUUACUAAGAAAAACACUUGCUGAAAAAACUGGAACCUCCAGAAAAUCAGCAAUACACAUAGUAGGCCUAUAUUCGAUAGUUAGACUCUAAUCAUCCUUCAGGUGUGUGUUGCAACUGCACCAUCGGAAAAGGAUAUUCUUUCAUAUUAUGUUUAUAACACCGCAGAGGCGCUGGGCUUAUGAAUAGUAAUUAUUCAUUUUCAUCCGCCAUCCAUAUUUUUACAGUUAAUUAAAUAUCUUCACUCUGUACAGUAUGAUAAUAUUAUUUUGAUGAUCCUUUACAUUUUUACUUUUUUACCACGAUACUAUCAUGCUUUAAGACCUACUCAUUAUCAUUUUUCCCACUUUCGUCAAAUAAUUCUUUCACUCGGAUUGGGAUUGACGAACGCAGGUCAGUUGAAAUAAGAAUUUGGAAUCAAUUGUAGUGUUAAAAUUUGCGACUAUAUACAUUUGAUAUAUAAUGUAUGAGAGUAAUUGUUUAAGUUUUAAUACGUUCUUCAUAGAGUGUUUGUAUAUCUGUUUUAUAUACGCCUACGAACACGUAUUAAUGUUAAUUGUCAACAUUAACUGAAUUGUUUAUAAUAACUUUUCAACAAGUCGAUGUGGAUCUUUCAAGUUAUUAUUGUCUUUGAAAUUUGUUCUUUUCAAGAUUUUGAAUGUUAAAUUUUGUCGUUUAUAGAAAUGUACCAAUAGUGUUAGCCGAUGUUAAUUUAAAACCAAUAGAAAUACUAUGAUUGCAUAAUAAAGACAAUAGUUGUAAAAUGUAUUGACAAUUAAUGUAAACAAUUUCGUUGAGUGAUAGUUGUAUUAUGAAUAUCAUGUUGAGUUCACUUUCCCUCAAUUUAUGAUUUCACUAAAAGUUAAAAUAUGUAAACUACAGUGAUGAUGUGACGUUGGUAUUAAAUGACAGUCAUCAGCAUUUGUAUUGUAGUUGAUCAACUUUGAUUCAAUAAAACAAACGAUACUUAUAAA